AUGUCUGCUGUUCUGCUACUUUGUAAGCUUAUACAAGGACUUCUACUCUAUGCCUCAGUCUUCUCAAACUAUCUGUCAGAAGUUCCGGAUAAUGACGAGAUUUCAGUUAAUGAUGAGAUGAAGAAGCAGGUGAAUAAGAAGAAUAUAAAGACUCAGUCUGAGAAUUCUUAA
This is a messenger RNA of Blastomyces gilchristii SLH14081, 171 nucleotides long. RefSeq lists its product as uncharacterized. The record is from RefSeq and is a predicted model, not a curated record. Bases 1 to 171 code for a protein of 56 amino acids. NCBI's taxonomy places the organism in Eukaryota, Fungi, Ascomycota, Eurotiomycetes, Onygenales, Ajellomycetaceae. The transcript has a single exon.